AUGGUGCUGCUUGACUACCCCAUUCCUGAGUUGGAGGUCACCCUGCAAGAGACAGGUCGCGUACUCCGGCUCACCCUGGGCCCGGAAAAGUACUCCCAGUAUGAAAGCACUCUUUUCCAGCAGAAGGAGGCACUACAAGAUGCCCAUCGUCGUUUGGCCACUGCCGCCUCAGGCAGUGAGAACUGGGUGACGGAGCAAUUUAAAAACCGACUUCUCCGUUGUGCUGACCCUCUGUCCACCUCCACGGCCAUCCCUGCUGUUCUGCCCCCCUCCAGGGCAAAGAGGGAUGGUGGGCAAGUGGAGAGAGCAGCUGCUUUGCUCUGGGCAGUAGCCAAACUUUACAGCGAGCCACAGCUGGUAGAAGGUGACGAACCAACUGAGCGCACUCAGCAGUCUGAGGUAUUCGCUGCCAGCCGUCUUCCUGGAAAAACUCAGGACCAGAUUAAGGUGAGGUUUGGCCCUCUGGGAGGGAUAUUUCCUGUCCAAAUCCUGUGCCGCCCCUGCCCAGGGGGGCCUUUGUCCCCUCUGCCUUUCCACGAAAUCCACAGCCAGGUGGCGGAGGUGGCUAGCCAGCCGAGAGCUGGGCAAGAACAAGACCCCGCUACUAUCUGCGGCUUCUCCGCCCUACAUCGCCAUACCUGGCAUGCCCUGAGGGAGCAGAUCCUAAAGGAAGGGGGAGCUGCUGCAGCAUCACUGGCACUGAUGGAAAGUGCAGUGCUGGCUGUUUCUCUAGAGGACUGCCACCCACCACCUGAUCUUGCAGAGACCCUCAACGCUGUGGUGAACUUGGUGGUAUUCCAGGAUAGCACAGCAGGCAUGGUGUUUGAGCACUGUGCUCUGGAUGGCAUGGUGGCUGGACUGGUGACUGAAAGUGUGUGGCGUCUCUCUGAAUCUCUCAACAUAAGUAUGUGUAAGCCUCAGGCCUCGCCUACUGGAUCACUUAAAAAUGCCAGCCCCUCUUCUCUGAAGCCCCUGUCUUUCCCUCUUGGAGGCAUAACUAAACCAAACCCUGCUGCCUCUGGUCUCUCCACUCAAGCCACCCAUCCCAUCAUAACCUUUGAGAUUUCCUCCUACCCAGAUAUCUUCACCACGCUUCGGGGUCAUAGGGGCUUAUUUGAUGCAUGGGUCAACUUCUCCUUACAACUUGCACUGAAGCAGACUCUUGGAGAUUCUGCAGCAGGUCACAUCCUAGUCACGCCCACCCACAUGCGACACUACAAACAUGGGCGCUGUGAUCCAACUUACUCUCUCACCACUCGAUCCCGCCAGCUUGUGGAAGCUCUGAUGUCCUGCUCCAAUGCAAGCAACGCCCCUCGUUAUACCAAAGAGCUACUCCGCCUCUUCCACCUUGCUUUCCUGGAGCACAAGCAUCUCAUCAAGACCACCAAGAGUGGUCAAGGUGUAGGCCCUCACUUAGCUGCCCUGCGUUGGGCCUUGGCCCCAGACAACCCUCUCAGAAAGUUCCUGGAUCCCUUUGGCUGUCCGACCAUCUACAUUACAGGAAAAGAUUUGAUGGAAGGGGUGGAGUGUGCGGUAGGAAAUGUAUAUGCUCGUGACCAACUGGCUGUCACUUACCUUGGAAGGAGAGAUCGAGUCCGCCUUGUGCUCAACGGGAAAGGCAGCUUUGCCGGUCUUUUAGGGCAACUUCAGGAGACUCUAACAGCUACCCUGAAGAUAGUGAUGCUCCUGGCCUUGAGGUAUGCUAUUGCUGGACAGAUGGGAGCUCUGGAAUGUCUUCUGCAAGAUGUAGAAGUAGCAAAAGAGAAUGGUAAAGGCAACCAGAGGACGACUCCCUCUGACUCUGCUCAGAAUUCAGACUUCACUCUGGUGAUCCAUGGAGGAGCUGGUGAAGACAUGAUGCUGAAUCAGAAGGUGAUAGAUGUGGUUGAGUUUUCCCUGCAAACAGCCCUAUCCCUAGGGGCACAAGAGCUGGCAAGUGGAGGCAACAGCGUUGAUGCAGUUCAAAAAUGUGUGGCUGCCCUUGAAGACUGCUUCCUGUUCAACGCCGGCAAGGGGUCAGUGUACAACCGAGAAGGCAAACAUGAAAUGGAGGCAACCAUAGUGGACGGCACUGUGAUGAACUCAGGAUCAGUAGCCUGUGUGCGGAGUGUGAAGAACCCAGUGAAGGCAGCCCGGAAAGUCAUGGAGAAGAGUGACCACACCCUGCUGACCGGAGAUGGAGCUGAGGAAUUCUUGGAGGGGCUGGAAGAGAAAGACAAGCCAGUGGAUGCAGAGUACUUCCACACUAAUGUGCGCUUGAAGGAGCUGGAAAUUAAGCAGAGCAAGGGCAAAGCUUCCAAGAACAACCACCCGCAAACUGUAGGAGCUAUUGCCCUGGACCGCUGGGGUAGGCUUGCUGCUGCAACAUCCACGGGUGGGCUAGUGGGCAAAUGGAAAGGGCGUGUGGGGGACACAGCGAUAGUAGGGGCAGGGAUAUAUGCUGACAAGCAGCUGGCAGUGACCUGCUCUGGUGAUGGGGAUGUAUUUCUGAGGCAUACAGUAGCACACAAAGUGGCCAGUCUCUACCACCACAAAGGGUACAGCCUCAGGGAAGCUUGCUGGGAGGUACUGUCUGAGAACCUGGAUGGUACCUGUGCAGGAAUCAUUGCUGUUGAUGCCAAGGGUGAGGCAGUUAUUGAAACAAACGCCGGGGUGAUGUUCACUGCAUCCAUGAUUGGUGGCAUUGCGCAUGCGCAAGUUCUAAGACCUAUGAAGAAUCCUCCUUAUGUGGUCUGGGAGACAGAGAAGCUUGUGGCCUAUUUACACUCUGACCCCUGGACCCCUGGGGCUACCAUCCUAACUCAAAAGACUCACAGUGGGCCCUUCAGCAUCUUCCACCUGCCAGAGCAUGACUAUCUGGCAUUACUCUUGGGGGCACGUGAAGUUGCAAGUCUUCUUUGUGAGCGACUGGGGGUUCUGCGCUGUGCCUUGGUGUUCAAGCCACACCCAGAGCAGCCUGCCACUAUCAGAGUGUUGCCACUGCAUGGACUUGAACCUAACUGGAGGCCCCACCUAGCUGAAGAGGAAGACUUCCAGCCACAUGACCUAGGUUACUGUACCUCAAAGAGUGGCCCACGCUGGGAGGAUGCAGAGCUGGAGAAGAUCCAGGCAAGGAUUAGGGCUCAGCUUCCAUCUCCAAAAGCUCCCCCUAACUAUGCUUUCCUGGGGGAUUCCUCUCAUGACAGCCUAUUCUCCCGCAUUGUACAGGGUGAGGAGAAACAAUGGCGGGUGUGGGAGGACAACAACCAUGUGGCCUUCCUCACUCCUUACCCUAACACACCAGGUCUCACAGUUUUGGUGCCCCGUCGUCCACUGUCCAGUGACAUCUUCAGUCUGGAGGAGAGUGACUACAGGGCACUGGCCCUGGCGACCCGGAAGGUAGCUCAAUUGCUGGAAGAAGGGAUGGGUGUCAGAGGUGUUGCACUAAUCUUUGAAGGCUUUGAGGUUGACUAUGCCCAUGCUAAGCUGAUUCCUCUGCACCCUCCACCUGGAAACUCUCCCACAACCCCACCCCUCCAAUUUUUUCCCACAUACUGUGGAUAUGUUUCCUCUGCUGAUGGCCCCCCUGCAAGCCCAGAGAGCUUGAGCGAGAUGCACACAAAAAUCACACACUGUAGACCACCUCGUUCCUGGGAGAAUCCUCAAGAGCAUGCCUCUCUAGCAAUCAAGAGCCAGUGGUACCGCAACCUCUUUCAAGUACAGAACACCCUCUUCCACGAGACUGUGGAGUUCUUUCAUAGCACCUGCAAGUAUGCAUACGCUCUGACCCCCCUCACCACUGACACCAUCUCCUCACCUAUGGGCCUAGGAUCCGACUCAGAGCCUGUUUUUGUGAACAUGUUGGGGCAGGAUGUGUACUUGGCUGACUCCAUGCAGUUUGUGCUGGAGUAUUUCUUACGUUUUCAAGAGGACUUGCCGGGAGCUUAUUAUGUGUCACCAAGCUUCCGGGGGGAAAACCCUGAUGCCACACACCUGAACCAAUUCUACCAUGUGGAAUGUGAGCUCCUGGGCGAUAUGGAUGCGGCCAUAAGUGUGGCUGAAGGCUAUGUAACCCACCUCACCCGUGCAAUGCUUAAGAGGCAUUCCGACAUCAUCCUCAAGUCAGCCGGAACCCUGUGCCAUAUCCAGGACUUACUGAAGAAGCUGGAUGGUCAAACACCUCUUCCACGAGUCACCCUUGAGGAGGCUAUUCCCAUGAUGCCCUCUGAGGACUGCCUUGAGUGGGUGCAAGAUGGAGAGCCCCAUUUUGGCAGGAAGCUGACUCGCAAAGGAGAGCGGGUUUUGAUCGAAAGGUACGGGGGCGCAGUUUGGCUGAUGGAGAUGGACCACUUAGGGGUGCCAUUCUACCAGGCGUAUGUUGAAGGCUCAGGGAAGCGCAAGGCUAAGGCAGCUGACCUCCUGCUGGGAUUAGGAGAAACCAUUGGGCUAGGGGAACGGCACUCAACCGCUGAAAUGGUGCAAGAGUCCCUGAAGCACCAUGCUGUGCCAGAAGACUCCUACAAGUGGUACAUCAACAUGCGUGAAAUUAAACCCUUGCUCACCAGUGGAUGGGGGAUGGGCACUGAGCGUUUCUUGUGCUGGUUGCUCCAACACAAUGAUGUCAGAGACAUGCACAUCAUACCACGAAUGAAGGCAAAGAAAUACAUGCCAUGAAAGUGAAGAAGCCUUUUCUUCCUGCCCCAAGCACUUGCUCCUGAAAAAUGUAUUUCAGAGACC
Messenger RNA from Megalops cyprinoides (Indo-Pacific tarpon), 4716 nucleotides. RefSeq lists its product as uncharacterized. Gene Ontology annotation, biological process: tRNA aminoacylation for protein translation. The transcript has 3 exons. Gene Ontology annotation, molecular function: hydrolase activity; ATP binding; aminoacyl-tRNA ligase activity. The record is from RefSeq and is a predicted model, not a curated record. Lineage: Eukaryota; Metazoa; Chordata; Actinopteri; Elopiformes; Megalopidae. Bases 1 to 4653 code for a protein of 1550 amino acids.